This is a messenger RNA of Fusarium redolens, 1080 nucleotides long. RefSeq names its product putative pectate lyase. Lineage: Eukaryota; Fungi; Ascomycota; Sordariomycetes; Hypocreales; Nectriaceae. The record is from RefSeq and is a predicted model, not a curated record. Gene Ontology annotation, molecular function: cellulose binding; pectate lyase activity. The coding region runs from base 1 to 1080 and encodes 359 amino acids. Gene Ontology annotation, biological process: pectin catabolic process. The transcript is spliced from 4 exons. Gene Ontology annotation, cellular component: extracellular region.
AUGCGAACAGCUGCCCUUCUCACCAUUGCCAACUUUGGCUCUGCCUUUGCCGCUCUACAGCUCUACAACCAGUGUGGUGGUGGUGCUUACACCGGAGACACCCAAUGUCCUUCCGGUUCUACAUGCGUCGAAGCCAGCAAGUGGUACAGCCAGUGUAUUCCUGACGCCAAGGCUGGUUCCUCUUCGGAGGCCGCUGCUGUCGAGAAGUCUGAUAUUGAGUUUCCAAGUUUCGGAUUCCCUGAAGCCCCUGACAGCGGCAAUGACAAUCAAGACGGUGGGGAGGCCAACGGGGAUGCUUUCCCCCCCCUAUUCGAGAAGCCUGUUGAGACUUCCAUCGAUGUUCCCGUAGCUAAUCCUACUGAAACUCCUGCCGCUACUCCUGAUGCCGGCUCUGGAUCUGGAGGUAUCACACGAACUAUUCCCGCAUCCAGCGGCGCCACUGCUGCUGCUACUGCCAUCCCUGUUUCUGGUGAAUUCGAUGGUAAAAUGACAUACUAUGAUCGUUCCCCGGCCGUCUGCCAGGAUCAGGUGGAGACUGGCGAGGCUGAUGCUAUGUUCAUUCUCGAGGAUGGUGCUACUCUGCGCAACGUUAUUAUUGGACCUGGCCAGGCUGAGGGCGUCCACUGCAAAGGAACUUGCACCCUUGAAAACGUCUGGUUUGAGGACGUCUGUGAAGAUGCCAUCACCCUAAAGCAAAAGUCCGGCACCUCCACCAUUCGUGGCGGAGGUGCUUUCCACGCCUCCGAUAAAGUUGUUCAGUUCAACGGCCGUGGCACUGUCGAGAUCUCCGACUUUUAUGUUGAGGAUUAUGGCAAGCUUGUGCGGUCUUGCGGUAACUGCAAGGAUAAUGGUGGUCCCCGGAAUGUUGUUAUCGAUAACGUUGCUGCUGUCAACGGCGGUGUUCUCUGCGGUAUCAAUACUAACUAUGGCGACACUUGCACCAUUUCCAACGCUUGUCAGGACUCAGGCAAGAACUGCGACCUUUUCGAGGGUAACUCUGACGGUAGUGAGCCCUCUAAGCUGUCUGGUGGCCCUGAUGGCACUUCUUGCAAGGCUGAUAACUUCUCCGAGACUUGUUAA